Molecule: messenger RNA, 2091 nt
Organism: Quercus robur (English oak)
Lineage: Eukaryota; Viridiplantae; Streptophyta; Magnoliopsida; Fagales; Fagaceae
Product: disease resistance RPP13-like protein 4
Exons: 1
Coding region: 1-2091 (696 amino acids)
Biological process (GO): defense response to other organism
Source: RefSeq, a predicted model, not a curated record
AUGUCGAGACACAUCUCUUCUACUUCUUCAUUUGAGUCGCCUUAUGUAUCACUUGAUCUUCUUGCAUACUUAAACUCUGGUAAAAAGACACCCUUCCAUGUAUUCAACGAUGUGGUCAUGCCGGAAUUUCAAUGCCAUUUAUUGAAGUUGAAGCAACUCCUUCCUCCAAAAGAUAUGAAUGGAACCGAAGACAACACCAGCAGGACCGUAAGAGAUGAGGAGGAGGACGACUCCAAUUGCAAUGGUUCGCAUGCAAUAGUUGAGGAGAUCCAGAAGGACCUCGACUACAUCAACAAAGCCUGUCAUAAACUAAAGGAUUCAGCAGACCGCGUUGAUGAAGAAAUUCAAAGAUUGAUUCUCCAACGCCUGGACGAUGCCUUCAGAGAAAGAACAGAAGAAGCACUAGCAAAUUCCCCCAGAAUCAACAAGCUUAAGAGAACCAAGGAUGUUGUUUCAAUGUUAAAGAACCAAAUUUCUUCAUCCCCACAACUCUCUUCAGAUAGUUUACUAGACAAGCAGCCAGAGGUAAACAUCAAUGAUCAGAAGAUCACCAAGAGCUUAACUUUGAAAAGAAUUAAGGAGGUGUACAAUGGUCUAAAUGAAAUACAAAAGAAGUGUUUGCUAUGUUUCUCUGUGUUCCCUGAAAAUGAAACCAUAAAGAAGAAAGUUUUGAUCCAUUGGUGGGUCGGUGAGGAAUUUAUAGGCUCACUUAAUGGUGAUGGUAAGACUGCAGAGGAGACUGGCAAUGAUUACUUCAAAGAGUUUAUCAGUAAAGGCAUCAUUGAGCCUGUUAAAAAAAAGGGUAGACAAAGCUCAGAAAAUUGCAAGAUGCAAUCUUCAGUUCGUGAUGCCAUAAUUAAGCUUGCGGAGAAAGAUGAGUUUGUCAGUUUUGAUUCAAAGGGAAAUCCCAAUGCUGAUUUCUCUUCCUGUUCGAGGGUGUGCCUAGUGAAAACUGAAGAAGGGUCUUCGCUUCGCGAUUUUACUUAUAUUUAUCAUCAUUUGAAGCAUGAAAAUAUUCAAACUUUGUUUAAUGUAAAUGAGCCUGAGCUUAAUUUCAGGGUGGACAGGUUUUCAAAGAUGAAGAACUUAAAAGUUCUACAGCUGGGAAGGUGGAAGGCCUCUGCAAGGCAACUUGUUGAAGUAGAGGACACCGAGUUCUUAAAAGGUUUGAAGAAAAUGAAACAGCUUAGGUACUUUAGCCUUAGGGGAAUCUCUAGAAUUACUGAGCUUCCAAAUUCAAUUUGCGAACUCAGUAAUCUAAGGAUACUGAAUCUUAAUGGCUGUGAUAAUUUAGAGAAACUUCCUGAUGGGAUAGGCUCACUUAAACAACUUACACACUUAGACAUGUCUGAGUGUUUCUUGAUUAGUCACAUGCCCAAGGGACUUGCUUCUCUUUUAGAACUUCAAGUCCUAAAAGGGUUUGUGAUUGGUAAACAGAGUCCCGGUGGCCUCUACUGUAAGCUAGCCGAUUUGGCAAGAUUGAAACAUUUGAGGAAGUUGAGCAUUCAUGUAGACAGAACAAGUCUUGAAGCUGAGAAAGAGCUGAAUUCAUUUCCACAAUUUAGGAAGCUCCAGUCUUUAUCAGUUGCCUGGUGGUCAUCUGUCUACAAUGCAUCCACUUCCACAACUACAAAUGUGGCAUUUGCAAGAUUCCAGAGAAUGUUGAGCAGGGAAAACUCUAUGAAAGCAUUGGCAAAAAUCCCGAGAAUUUUGAGCCGGGAAAAAUCAAUGCCCACUACUCCAGGGCCUACAUCACUACCUGUUGAUUUACACAAACUAGGCCUCCAGUAUUUCCUUGGUUCGAAGAUGCCUGACUGGCUUAAGCUCUUAAACCUGGAGAAUCUAAAGAAGCUCUACAUAAGAGGAGGAGAACUAUCUGACCUGCGGCUUCCGGAGGAUCACUCAUGGGCCGUGGAAUGUCUACGCUUGAAGUCCUUGAGUAAAUUGAAGAUGGAUUGGCCAGAACUGCAGCAACAAUUGUUUCCAAAAUUGAAAUAUGCGGAGAAAGAAUACUGCCCUCAAUUGAGUUCCUUCCCAAGUGAUGACAAUGGAGAGUGGAUAUGGAAUGCAGCAGAUACAAAGCAAGCCUGA